Molecule: messenger RNA, 2070 nt
Organism: Phlebotomus argentipes
Lineage: Eukaryota; Metazoa; Arthropoda; Insecta; Diptera; Psychodidae
Gene: cad
Product: homeotic protein caudal
Exons: 3
Coding region: 400-1449 (349 amino acids)
Biological process (GO): animal organ morphogenesis; regulation of transcription by RNA polymerase II; cell differentiation
Cellular component (GO): nucleus
Molecular function (GO): RNA polymerase II transcription regulatory region sequence-specific DNA binding; DNA-binding transcription factor activity, RNA polymerase II-specific
Source: RefSeq, a predicted model, not a curated record
GCAGAAAUCAACCAUUGGUUUCCAACUCCUCAGCAAUGUCGGCCACAUUGAAGCUGUUCCAGCCACCGGAUUGGCUCAGAGACUCAGUGAAUGGCUCCACCUUUUCGUACCAUUGUUCCGGGCCUCAGCACGCAAUCUCCCAUCGCGCCUCAGUUGAGCUGUGAACACUGACAUGGUUGGUUGUCCCGCUAUUUUCACCGCCUCAGCCAAUGUGACCAAGGGAACGCUGCCGUCGAAUGCCUAAGAAAUAGACACAUCGAUGCAAUAAGUGAUUGAUCAAAAGUGCUCAGUGUCCGGAAUUGUGCAUGGAUUUGUGCAGAAAACAAUAGUGACUCGGGCAUUUUUCCUGUGAACUGCAAGUGAAUGAUUCGGCAAGAGACUGAAACUUGAAAAUUAGAAAUGGUGUCGUACUAUCACAAUCUGGCAAUGUAUCCCAAGAAUCCGUGCAGCAACCUCUACCCGGCGCCCAACCACCAUUGGUACGCCGCGACGAACUAUCAUCAGCCCCCCAAUCCUCAGCUCUUCGGGUCAGAUCCCGAUCCUCAGGCGCAGCAGAUGUACUACACACAUCACGCCAUGUUCCACCAGAGCAGCCCCGACUGGCCGAGCCACGACAACUUUUCCCCGCCGCAGAACAGCCUGCUCCACCAGAGCACCACCAGCGGCUCCGCCACGCCGGGCCUGCACCUCAGCCAUGGCCCUCCCGGCGGCAUGGGGCAGUCGGGCGAACACAUGAGCACCGAUGGGCUCACCAAUAUCCCCUCGCCGCCCAUCACUGUGUCCGGCAGCGAGAUGUCUAGCCCCGGAGCCGCCAAUGGGGCUGGAUCGCCGCACACAGCGUCCCGGCCGACGCCCGCCAAGAGUCCCUAUGAGUGGAUGAAGAAGUCAUCGUAUCAGAAUCAGACGAAUCCAGGACGAGUCAACAUUUGUUCUGCACCUUCACUGCAAGAUUUUUCACCUCUGGAUCCAAGUGGCAAAACCCGGACGAAGGACAAGUACCGCGUUGUGUACACGGACUACCAGAGGCUGGAGCUGGAGAAGGAGUACCACACGUCCAAGUACAUCACGAUCCGACGGAAGACGGAACUGGCGCAGGCUUUGUCGCUGUCGGAGCGCCAGGUGAAGAUAUGGUUCCAGAAUCGGCGCGCUAAGGAGCGCAAGCAGACCAAGAAGCACGAAUCGAAUCCGUCGGCGGGUCAGAACCACUCGAGCGCCCUGGGCAGCAUCAUGGAGACGAAGCCCAAGAUCGAGCCGCUGCAUCUGCAGCACCACUCGGCGCUGCAUCAGAUGAGCGCCAUGAGCAUGGGCAUGGGACCCAUGAGCCUCCACGCGCACUCCCUCCAUCACAGCCCCUUCGGCAUGACGCCGCCGCCGCCUUCCACGCCCGGCCAGCACCUACACGGGCCGCAAGUGAGUCAGCCGGCCGGCUCGGCGGGCGCCCUCAUCUGAUUUCGCUGGCGCCACGCGAAGAGAGAAAAAUAUGAGAUUUCUUAGUGACAUUAUUUAUCAUCUGGACACCUCCUCCGGCCGUCGGUCCGGGGGAGUUAAUCACACACUUUGAGAGAGUUUUUCGCCCCCACAACCACGGAAUAUGCGAGAGAGAGAAGCGAAUUAUUCUAAAGUAAUACUUAAGAUAUGGUUCUACUUCGUAAGGUUUUGCCUUAAUGUAAAUUCUAGGAGUUACACACACCCAUUCAUUGUUUCCCUUUUCUAAUUGUUAACGAACUUUUUCUUAAAGUCUCUUCUUUCGGAUGCGCGGCACUUAUUUAACAAGGAGGUAUUCUUAGGUAAUUAUUAUUUAAAUAAAUGGAGAAAAAACACGCCAUAGCUGAGGAAAGAAGAAAACUGUUGAAAAUCCCUUCUCUAUAACUUCUAUUCACAUCUUAUUCUAUCAUUAGAAUUAUAUUUAAAGAGAAAAAAUUAGUUUGUAGUUUAUACUCAAGUUAAAGUAAAAAAAAAACAAUCUUUUCGUAGUUUUAAGCAUCUCAUCCCGUCCCCUAAAUAUUUCUUUCUAAAUAAAUGUGCAAUUUUUCGUUGUAAAUAUCCAUCAUCUUCAAUUAUGAUUAACAU